ACUAGCAAAGGCUACAACUUAGUGACACACAAGAACAACAGAAGAGCAGAGGAAACUGCCAGGAAGAAGUCAUUUUUAACAGAUUCCAGCUGUAUGGAUGUAGUUUUACGAUACCCCUUCACAAGGAAGUAGAGCAAAAUACCCAAAGUUCUGCUGAGGCAAAAUCUGAAGUAUUCUUAGCUGGGAACUUCCUCUCAUCACAACACAACCAUGCCCUUUCUGGACUGGGUUGCACGACGGGUCAAGAAACAACCACGGCUUUUGUACAGAAGGAGAAUUUUUCAAAAGUCAACUAGUCUCCGCCAGCAGGAUUACCAGACUUUGCUUGAGGAGUGUUUGAAGAAAAAUUGUCUCUUUGAGGAUGAGAACUUCCCAGCUGAUAUCAGGUCCAUUGGAACAGGGCCACUCCUUCAGAAACUCCCUCAGAAUCUACAGUGGAAGAGGCCACAUGAGCUGCAUAAGACUCCAGUGUUUUAUGAUGCAAGCACCAAACGCCUCGCUCUGUGUCAAGGACUGAUAGGAGACUGCUGGUUUUUGGCUGCCUUGGAAGGUUUGACUUUUCAUCAGGAUAUCUUGUCUCAGGUAGUACCACAGAACCAAAGCUUUGAGAGGAAAAAGUAUGCUGGCAUAUUCCACUUCAAGUUCUGGCAUUUUGGCAAAUGGGUUGAUGUGGUAGUAGAUGAUCGACUGCCAGUAAACGAAGCUGGUCAACUUGUUUUUGUCUCAUCAGUCUAUAAGAACCUGUUCUGGGGAGCUCUUCUGGAAAAGGCUUAUGCCAAGCUGUGUGGUUCCUAUGAAGAUUUACAGGUUGGGCAAGUAUCAGAAGCUCUGGUGGACUUUACAGGUGGAGUUAACAUCACAAUAAAACUGGCUGAAGCUUCCCCUGAACUCUGGGAUAUACUGACAAGAGCAACUUACAGCAGAUCUCUGAUAGGUUGCCAGACCCAUUUAGGGAAAACAAGAGUCCUUGAGAAUGGGUUGGUAGCAGGCCAUGCCUAUACAAUGACAGGCAUACGAAAAGUGACAUGCAAACAUGGACCAGAAUAUUUAGUAAGACUGAGAAAUCCUUGGGGAAAGGUUGAAUGGAAAGGAGACUGGAGUGACAGGUCUGGGAAAUGGGAACUACUCAGCCCCAAAGAGAAGAUUUUGCUGCACAGAAAUGGUGAUGAUGGAGAGUUCUGGAUGUCUUUGCAAGAUUUUAAAACCCAUUUUGACAAUCUUAUUAUCUGUAAAUUAACUCCUGACCUGAUGAGCCAGGAAGAUGGGAAGAAGUGGAUGUCAUCCCUGCAAUUUGGAAGAUGGGUCAAAGGAAUCACAGCAGGGGGCAGGUUGAGAGCCCACAAAGGUACAUUUUGGAUGAACCCCCAAUACCAGCUGAAAGUCCUGCAAGGCAAUGGGAGCAAGAGGUCCUUGUACUCUUGCAGUGUAUUAGUGUCUUUGAUCCAAAAACACAACAGCAAACACCGGAAUCGGAUGCCUCAUCUUCACAUAGGACUUUAUGUCUUUAAGUACCAUGGGGACAAUAAAAGACUACCUCCUGAAUUCUUUGUCCAGAACUCACCUUUGAGUAGCUCUCCAGUCUUUGUGAAUGACCGUGAAGUGACUCGGGAUUUCCGGCUGCCCCCUGGAGUCUAUGUCAUUAUACCUGCCACCUCAGAACCUCACCAAGAGUCAGAGUUCCUCUUGCGUGUCUUCUCCAGGAAGCACAGCCUUCAUGAAAUGGGUGGAAAUCCAAGUCUUGUCCUUUCAAAGGAAAUAGUUGACAAAUAUGAUGACAAAAUUUGGGAGGAUUUCUUCACGAAGUACUUUGAACAAUAUCCUGAAAUUAAUGCAGUCCAGCUCCAGCGGCUCCUGAACGUGGCCUGGACAAAUCUUCAGAACAGUAGGCUGUGGUUCAGUCUGGAUGCCUGCCGGAGUAUCCUGGCCGUCUUAGAUUUUAAUGCUACUGGCACACUGAGUAUUCAAGAAUUCAGGAGUCUGUGGAGGAGUUUGCUUCAUUACCAGAAAGUUUUCCAGAAAAAGGACACUCACAAAACUGGAACCUUAGGCCUAGAAGAGUUGCAUGCAGCCAUGAAAGAAAUCGGCACCUCCCUGCGUGAUGAAGUCUGUAACUUGAUGGUGCUCCGAUAUGGGGAUCCUAACUUGAAAAUCAGCUUUCAGAGCUUUGUCUGCUUCAUGUUGCGUGUGGAAUUCAUUAAGGAGGCCUUCUGCAACUUAACUAAAGAUGGGAAAGGGAUAUAUCUUCAAGAGUAUGAGUGGAUGAUGAUGACUCUCUAUUCAUGAAGCAGAGAAAAGGAGAAGAGUUUGGAUACUUGGAGCAUUUCAAGGACAAAAGGAACAUUUGCUUAUCCACUUAAUGCAUACAAUUGUGUACAUUUGGGGGUCAGCUUCAUCAACUGGAGCAGUUUCACAUCAGUAGUUCUACCAGUGACUUGCUUGUGCAGCACCAUGGACUGUAGAAAUGGCCAGAAAUCACAAGAUCAAUCAGCACAUGGUUGAUUUUCCCUGAAAGAGCUUUCUGAAACAACUGUGUCCCUUCAAAGAGUAAAUCUGAGUUACAGAUCUACCAGCUGGGAGACAAUGCAGACUGAUGUUAUUAAGUCAUUUGUUUUUUCAAGCACUUUUGCUAAAAAUCAGCUGAUAGUCUAGAAGGAACGUAGUUACUGCUUCACUAAAGGACAGCGAAUAAGCAAACAAACAAAAUUGUCUUAUAAUCACCAGUGAAAUGGUCUGCAGAUGAUAAAUUGUAUAAAUAUGAUAGUUAUCAAAAGCAGAAUGAUACUAACUGAAAAUCUCCUAGUAAUGAGAUAAUCAGGAGUUGCAACUUAUAUGGGUAUAUUCCACAAGAGGCAUAUCACUUGUUACAUUUUAGCUGUGCGUUGUAUAUGUUCUAAGUGUGCAUCUAAAAAUAUGAAGGAUCUCUGCAAUAAACACAUUUGCAAUCACAUCUAUCAUAGACAGAGACUAGGUCAGGGGAUUCUGAUUGGCUGUGACUCCCUGUGGAGUCACUUGAUAGCAAAUGUGAUGUGCAAUGUGUGAAACAUCCCAAAUUCAGGUAAUUAGGAAAUUCUCAAGCAAUGUCAUUUGUGGAUUCAAAAGUGUACUUCUUAACGUUAUUCUCUGUGUUAACAUCUGUGACAUGGCAGAUGUUUGACUUGUCAGUUAUUGAGCCACAAUCAGGAUGGACAAGCCUCUCAUCUCUAUCAUACUGUGUAAGUGCCACUCUUGUUCCCUUUCAGAACUUACAUGAUUUUUAGGAAAUCCUGUUGCCAGCUGCUCACCAUCUAAUUGUGACCUAGGCAUCUGAUUUGUUGAUGGUCUGCUUUACCUCACUACGUCAUUUUCAAAGGCCAGUUUGGUUUUGUGCCUCUGUCCUAAUGCCAAUGUUUGGAGACACACAGGAAUUAGGUAGGUGUGAUCAAAGCACAUGAUCACUCAGUCCAUUUUUGCAAAGCUAUCCAAUUAGUAACUCAUUUGAUCAAGACUAUCCCAGAAUUUGCAGCAGCUUUCUGCAGCAAUCCAUCCACAAUUCAGUGUGCUAACCCAUGACCUACAAAGAGCAAAAUGGCUUUAGAUCCACAUAUAUAACUUUUGCUAUAUCCUAUUGUAAUCCUGAAGGCAGAUUUGGAAAGUCCUCUCAACAAUAGUAUCCUUGCUCUACGUCAAACUACAAAGGCAAGGGAGGCAACAUUGGGAACUGUUCCACAUUUAUGCAGUGCUACUUUCUUGAAGGCUGACCCUCUAGCCCUUAGCUUAAGCAUAUUUUUGGAAGACUUGUAGGGGUAGUUUUGAAUAGAGUUGAAACCUUUACCCUUAUUAAAUGUUAGAAUUCUGGUCAAAACUUGUGCUGGUACAGCUUUACUCUUCACUGUGUCUUCAUGUGGGAAAAGAAUCUGCCUUCGACAAGCUUUUAAAGGCAUAAGACCCCUGCAAGGAAGAAGAAUGGGCAACCCUAGCAUGUUCGGGUGCUAAUCUUAUUCUUUUUUACUGGUAUUUUGUAGCUGCAGUUAAAUAGCUGGACUAUUUAAGCGUAGUAUUUUAUUUAUUGCUUUUUAAAUUUUAAGUUUAUAAAAUAUUUCUAUUUUUUUAUUAACUGCUUCCCUCCUCCCCUUUAAGUUUAGGUAAAGGUAAAUAGACUAUAAAAGCAGGUAUGUAAGAAUGUAAUGAAGACAUGAUGAGGAAACUUUGUUACUUCCCAAUAAGCAAACCUUUGUAACUCUUUUACACGUACUGGGGAAAUAUACAUUCGUAUAGUGUAAGAGCCUUCCCUUGUUACAUUAAUUGCAGGAUCCAGACCUACACUUUAAUGGCUGGAAAAUCCAUCAGCCUAUGCAGUUAUGCAUAAUUAUAAUGGAUAGAAAUCCUUCACAUCUAAGAGAUUUGGGAAAUAGCAGAAAUGAAAAGGAGUAAUCUCAGUGGUAUUGGAAUUUUAUACUGCAAGAGUUACCCCCCCACACACACACAAUAUGAUUUUGUAUGUUGCACAGAUAGUAGUUGCAAUUAUGAAGGAAGCCCCAUUUGAAAAUGGGUGCAGCCAAGGUAAUAUGGUGUUCAACACCUGGAUUGUUUUAUGUAACUGAUUUUAUACAUAUUUACCCACUACCUCUUUUAAUGCCAGGCAUUGGAAUUUCAGCAGUAUUAUGUACCUAUUGACUACUCACUCAUGCCACAGAAUCUCUCUCUGCUGUGUAUCACAUUGUUGAUAACACUAAACAGCUCUGAGCUAUGAGAGUUGCUUUUCUGAAAUUGUAAAAAGGUGUUUUGCUGGAAUCAUUACACCUAAACAUGUGCAAUUCCAGUCCAUUCUGCAGA
This is a messenger RNA of Eublepharis macularius, 4812 nucleotides long. RefSeq names its product calpain-14-like. Bases 211 to 2283 code for a protein of 690 amino acids. Gene Ontology annotation, cellular component: cytoplasm. Gene Ontology annotation, biological process: proteolysis. The transcript has 21 exons. Gene Ontology annotation, molecular function: calcium ion binding; calcium-dependent cysteine-type endopeptidase activity. The record is from RefSeq and is a predicted model, not a curated record. Lineage: Eukaryota; Metazoa; Chordata; Lepidosauria; Squamata; Eublepharidae.